AUGACCGAAACUCAGAAGCUGCUAUAUGAUAUGGAGCCCCGAUCUCUCAUUCCCUCCUGGACAGAUACCCCGAUUCCAAAUCUAACCCUCUCCGCAAGCGGUCUUCUCGUCCUCGCCGACCUCCGCACAAUCUCCCGCAGAACAGCUCUCACCGGCGGAGCCUCCUGGGUCGACGCCUUCGUCCUCGCUCCCGGCUUACACUACCAACAAGCAUGCGAUGACCUCGAACGCGAAGCCCCCGUUGGCUUGGUAGCUUUAGCGCUCGGCGAGAUGCAGUAUGCUGUGAAGAAUACAAUGACGGCGAGCUAUCUCAAGGGUUUGUUCAAAGAUGACGAGGAUAGCAUUACUUUGACUGUUGGGAUUGAUACGCCGUGGGAUGUUGUCAAGUUUGUUGGGAAACUUAUUAAGAAGAGAAGAAUCUCGGAUGAGGAAGAUGAUGAUGCGGAUCAUGAUGAUUGGGCUUCACUUUCGGAUGUUGACUGGUUCAGUCAUCUUCUCUACCUCGGCACACCCGUUAUCACACUUACAUCUAUAUCCUUCAUGGUCAUACUCGAAGACUGGUGGGGUCUCGCUAUUCUGCUCAUGCUGAUCAUCUCCCGCAUCCUUAACAUCUGGGCCAUAAAGCAACGCAUGACUCAUUCCGAAUCUGCGCUUGAGAGCAUCGACAUGACAGAGUACACCAUCGAUCUUGGCGGAGGACACAGCGUGCGUCUUCGUGGUCCGGAUGCAGACCUGCAAGCCAUCGUUACGCAUGCUUGGUUGCGUGCGCAGUCAGUUCUCGAAGGGUACAUUGAAGCGGUGGCUAAAUUAAUGGUAUACAUGUCUGCUGCUAUAGGAGGAAACAUGUCGCAGGCAGGUGCCAUUAUCCUCAUGGGCUUGUUGCUUGCGAGUGCUGCGUUAUUAGGGUUAAGUAAUGCACAUGCACGAGGCUUUCGUAUGCAUGGCCGUUAUGCGAUGCCUGAGAGGAAGAAGGCCAAAAUGGCAGAAGAGUCUUUCUCUACGGCACUGCAAUUUGACUCUUAUAUCGGAUAG
Molecule: messenger RNA, 1032 nt
Organism: Fusarium coffeatum
Lineage: Eukaryota; Fungi; Ascomycota; Sordariomycetes; Hypocreales; Nectriaceae
Exons: 3
Coding region: 1-1032 (343 amino acids)
Source: RefSeq, a predicted model, not a curated record